AUGGAGGUUCGAGUGGGAGGAAAAUAUAGGUUGGGCAGGAAGAUAGGAAGUGGUUCAUUUGGAGAUAUAUACUUGGGUACAAAUGUAACUAACAGUGAGGAGGUUGCAAUCAAACUAGAAAGUGUUAAAUCUAGGCAUCCACAACUUUUAUACGAAUCAAAGUUGUAUAAGAUUCUAGCAGGUGGUAUUGGAGUUCCAACAGUUCAUUGGUAUGGAAUUGAAGGAGAUUACAACGUUAUGAUUUUGGAUCUUUUGGGUCCUUCUUUAGAAGAUUUAUUUACUAUUUGUAACCGAAAGUUCUCUUUAAAAACGGUUUUAAUGCUUGCAGAUCAAAUGUUAAAUCGUAUAGAAUUUGUUCAUUCAAAAAACUUCAUACAUAGAGAUAUUAAACCCGAUAAUUUUUUAAUUGGUAGAGGGAAGAAACUCAAUGUGGUGUACAUUAUAGACUUUGGACUUGCGAAGAAAUACAGAGACCCUAAAUCCCAGGCCCAUAUUCCCUACAGAGAAGGUAAAAACCUAACUGGAACGGCUCGUUAUGCUUCAAUUAAUACCCAUUUGGGGAUUGAACAAAGCAGAAGGGACGAUUUGGAGGCAUUGGGUUAUGUUCUCAUGUAUUUUAACAGAGGCACACUUCCCUGGCAGGGACUUAAAGCAACGUCAAAAAAGGAUAAAUAUGAUAAAAUUAUGGAAAGAAAGAUUGCAACUCCAAUAGAAACCCUUUGCAAGCACCAUCCAUUUGAGUUCAUUACUUUUCUUAACUAUUGUAGGGCACUCCGAUUUGAAGAUAGACCAGACUAUGCUUAUUUGAGACGUCUCUUUAAAGAUUUGUUUUUUAGAGAGGGUUAUCAGUAUGACUUUAUUUUUGACUGGAGUUUCCUCCAGCCAGAAAAAGACAGGAGAAGAACAGGCAAUUCUGUAGGUGUUGGAGUGGGUGUUCCAGCUGCAGCCGCUAUGGCAAAUACUGGGGUAACUGGAGCCAUACCUGCAAAUGGAAUGGGAGCAGGAAUUGGAGUUACACAGGGAAAUGUACCAGUCACACAGUCUACUAAUGUAGUAUGUGCUGGAACAGGAGCAGGUACAAGUGCUGUUGUUGCCCCAGCCGCAGGAGGUCUUCCUAGUCAAGCAGGUCCUUCUCAUUGUAUUAUACCUGGAGGUGCUUCUAGUCCUGCAGGGAUACCAACAGUUGGAGGGGCAACUCAGGCCACAUAUACUCAGACAAAUGCAAACUGUGUAGUAGGUAACGGAGAAGGUGGGCAGAACGUUUACCAUGAGUCACGGCAGGAUGAACAAUGGGGGGGAGUUGUAAAGUAA
Molecule: messenger RNA, 1311 nt
Organism: Cryptosporidium ubiquitum
Lineage: Eukaryota; Apicomplexa; Conoidasida; Eucoccidiorida; Cryptosporidiidae
Product: casein kinase I
Exons: 1
Coding region: 1-1311 (436 amino acids)
Biological process (GO): signal transduction; endocytosis; peptidyl-serine phosphorylation
Cellular component (GO): cytoplasm; nucleus
Molecular function (GO): ATP binding; protein serine/threonine kinase activity
Source: RefSeq, a predicted model, not a curated record